AGAUAUUAUAUCUGGAUAUUGUAAAGACCAAUCGUGAACAUGGGCAUUUUUAUUCCGAUUUCCGUCGUCUUAUGUUUACAGGGAAUAAGAGUCACCACGUCAAGGUCCUUGAAUUUUGAGCUGUCGUUGUCGGACGGGAGUUAUACAUUGGGGACACGCAACACAGCGUUUCUGAAGUCAUCAGAUACCUUCUUUAGGGCAGACAAGACCAUUUACUCUUUGGGGGACGGGAGCUUAAAGCUCACCUCCCAACAGUUGUCCACCGGAAGUGACGCACAUGGGGACUACGAUGUGAUCACGAAUUAUUACACUGCUGGCAAUGCCAACGUAUCAACUUCAUUUAUCAUAUACCAAAAUGUUGACGUAGUGGUAUUCAACCAGACGUAUCACAAUGGAGCCAAUGGAACCAAAGCAAGCACGUUUGACCAGACCAUUUCCGGAUUCCCGAGUGCUCGAGUUGAAAGUUACGACACAGAUCUUGGCUAUCUGUCUUUCGAUGGUUUCAUGGCAGGAGACACAAAGAAGCACAUUGGACGGUGGGAUUCUCAGACGGACGCCAUUGGAGACGGGCUGAAGGGAGGACCUCUGGCAGUGUUUGACGAACAAGGUCGGACAUUUCUCCUCUCAACAUUUUCUGGAUUUAUGGCGUCGUCUGCUUGGCAUGAUGCUGACAAAGGUGGAGCUGUUUUCUGGGGAAUUAUGGGAGGUGUUGAUGAAGUUCCGGCGAACUACACUUACAGUACCAUCAUUUACUACGCAGAAGGGAUAAAUAAGGCUUUUAGGGGUUGGGGCGAAUUUCUUCAGAAACAAUAUGGAGAAAAAGAAUGGAAUACUUGGGAAGACAGUACUUUAAUUUUCCUUGGAUACUGGACAGACAAUGGGGGAUACUACUACUUUCACACGGAACCCAAUAAAACGUACGAGCAGACGAUGACUGAUUUGAUUAAGCAGGAGGUGACAAUGGCGGGUCUACCCAUCGGGUACGUUCAGUAUGAUUCUUGGUGGUAUUACACCGGAACCGGAAAUGGCAUCAAAACCUGGGAUACAAGACCGGAUGUAUUUCCCGACGGACUGGAAUACAUGUUUAAGACAACGAACAUGCCAGUCGCACUCCACAGUAAAUAUUGGUCAAUAGACAAUACAUACGCAAAACAAAAUGGCGGGAAAUAUGAUUUCAUUAUCGACGGUAUUGGCGCCCUACCUUUACAAGCAGAGUUUUGGGAAGACCUGUUCAAUAAUGCAUCAAAGUGGGGGAUGUUCAUGUAUGAACAAGAUUGGCUAAACGGGGAGCUGGACAGGGUGGAUAAACUUAAGACGGACCUGUUCCUGGGAGAGCAAUGGCUGACACAGAUGCACGCCGCCGCCGCCAAACAGUACAACUCCAUUCAGUACUGCAUGGCUAACCCUCGUCACGUGAUGCAAGCUCUGACCCUUCCCUGGGUCACACAGGCUAGGGUUAGCGAGGACUAUCACCCGGGCGGCGACCAGUGGAGGAUUGGUGUGACGUCACUGUUUGUGGGCGCCCUCGGGAUGCGACCAUCUAAAGACACCUUCUGGACAGUCAGAACCCAACCAGGAGACCCACCCGGUAGGACCGAGCCGUACAGUGGACUGAAUGCCGCGGUGGCCACUCUGUCCAUGGGGCCUGUGGGGCCGAGUGAUAGGGUCGGGGCCGUCAACGUGUCUCUACUGAUGCGCUGCUGUGGGGAGUAUGGGCACAUCUAUAAGCCAGACAGACCCAUAUCUGCAACAGAUCUCCAAAUCAAACAGAAAGCCUUUUCAGACAUAGAUAUGGAGGUGUGGUGGACCCAUACCACAAUCCGCGUCAACAGUACGGUCAUCGACGUCAACUGGACGUGGGGCGUGGUCCUAGCCGUGGACACGCCCACCGAUCUUGUUCUACACAAGGCAGAUCUAGAUUUUAUGAGUUCCGUUGUGAGACACAAUUGUGUCUGCAACUUGUCCUCGAUGGCGUCUCAUCAACACGGCAUCGACAAUAGCAUAUCCACACCGAAAACCAGGAUUGAGGGGAUCCCAGAUUUUGGGUGGCGAGUCAACCUGAAUUAUGAAUGUGGCAUCAAAUGUAAACCCUUUACACAGCCUCGGUUCAGCCAGGUCAUCGGAUUUAUUGGACUAGGGAUAAGAUAUGCAAAAGAAUGGUGGAAGAGACGGCGCCAGGGCCGAAAGAUGUUUAUAGAUCACAUGGAUCAGCUGUUUCACAAGGCAAUAUAUGGGGCUCCCAUAGGGGGAAUUGGAUGUGGGACGAUGGGGAGAGGCUACCGAGGGGAGUUUGCCAGGUUUCAGAUGGUACCAGGGAUUUACGAUCACACAGUGAUCCAAGCCAACCAGUUUAUUCUGUGCAUCAGGAAGAAUGGUCAGACAGUAUAUCAGAAGGUCCUGACGGGUCAGCGGGAGAGCUCCAAGUCCCUGAGAUCCUGGGAGUGGCAGGCCCCCGGGGAGGGGGAUGUCUACCAUGCUCUCUACCCCCGGUCAUGGACAGUUUACCAUCUGGAUGAGUUCAACCUACGCCUGAUCUGUAGACAGGUUUCACCUAUAUUCCCACAUGACUACAAGGACACAAGUUUUCCCAUGGCAACCUUUAUAUGGACAGCUGAAAACAAUGGCACUGAACCUUUAGAUGUCAGUAUCAUGUUCACAUUUAAAAAUGGGCGUGGAGUGAAGGAUGAUGGGAACGGGGGUUGUCAUAACCACGUGUUUGAUGAGAACUCGGAGGGACGGCAAGUGUCGGGCGUCUCAAUCAAUCACAACAUUCAGGACAUGAAGUGUACUUACUGUAUAGGAGGGGUUCACAAGGAUGAUGUUUCUGUGACCUGUAAGGAAUAUUUUGACCCCCGGGGGACGGGACAGGAAGUCUGGGAGGACCUUAAAGAGGAUGGACAGCUGAACACUGAGGGGGGUAAGACGACCUGUACAGGUAAAGGUGAGGAGAGUGCAGCAGCAGUCUCUGUCAAGGCCAAUCUUCCACCAAAACAGUCCAAAGACCUUGAGUUCACCUUGACCUGGGACAUGCCAAUCAUCCACUUCAAGGCCAAAGAAAGAUUCUAUGCAAGGCGAUACUCGCGCUGGUUUGGGUUGGAUGGAGAGGCAGGACCAAGGAUGUCUAGUUAUGCUGCCGCUAAUUACAGCGCAUGGGAACAGAAAAUAGAGGAAUGGCAGAAACCAGUCCUACAGAACAAAAAUCUGCCUGCCUGGUACAAGUCGGCUCUGUUCAAUGAGUUGUAUUACGUCAGUGAUGGGGGCACAGUGUGGAUUGACCCCGUGGAGGGACAAGGAGGGAAACUGGUCCGGGUCACUGACCCCAAGGAUCCCCCAAUCGUCCAGGAGUUCAGCAGAUUCGGAUAUCUGGAAGGCCAUGAGUACAGAAUGUACAAUACCUAUGAUGUUCACCAUUACGCCUCCUUCUCCCUCAUCAUGCUGUGGCCCAAACUACAAAUCUCAUUACAGUAUGACAUUGCAACAGCAGUAGAAUCGGAAGAUUCAACUCGAAUCAAAUUCUUGACCAGCGGAGAAGUAGGAAUUAGAAAGAGAUUACAUGCCGUUCCUCAUGACAUGGGUGAUCCUGAGGACGAGCCAUGGAAUCGUGUCAACUGUUACGUAAUACACCCGACCUGUAACUGGAAGGACCUCAACAUGAAGUUUGUACUGCAGACUUAUAGAGACUACUCCGCGACAAAGGACGACGCCUACCUCCAACACAUGUACCCUGUGGCUAAGUAUGUUAUGGAGACAGCCAAGAAAUGGGAUGUAGACGAUGACGGAAUCAUUGACAAUGGUGGAUUUGCUGAUCAGACGUUCGAUGCCUGGACAAUGACAGGAGCAAGUGCCUACUGUGGUGGAAUGUGGCUGGCCGCUCUACGUAUGAUGAUAGAGAUGGCCACCAUUCUAAAGAAAGAGGACGAUGUUCUCCAUUACAAAGAGAUUCUGGACAAAGGCAAGGUCUCUUACCAAAACAAACUCUGGAAUGGUUCCUACUAUAACUAUGACUGUAGUUCAGGCGGUCACCAUGACAGCAUCAUGGCGGAUCAGCUAGCUGGCCACUGGUUCCUGAAAGCAUCGGGGCUGCAGGAUGAUGAUAUAUUUCCUCCAGAUCGUGUGAAAUCCUCGCUAAAAAAGAUCUUCGAGAACAAUGUGAUGAUGUUUGAAGGCGGGAACAUGGGGGCCAUUAAUGGAACACGUCCUGACGGGAGCAAAGACAUCAGCAGCUGCCAGUCUGAGGAAUUCUGGGUAGGGGUCACUUAUGGGUUGGCUGCCAACAUGAUUCAAGAGGGUUUAUUGGAUCAGGCCUUUCAGACUGCCUGGGGGGCCUACCACGUGUGCUGGGAGUGGUACGGGCUAGCCUUCCAGACUCCCGAGGCCUACAUGACGGACAACAUCUACCGCUCACUUGGCUACAUGCGGCCCCUGGCCAUCUGGUCCAUGCAGUGGGCCCUGGAGAAGUUUCACCAAGACUUGAUGUCCAGUUGAUGCCUUGACGUUCUGACACUUUGUGAUACAUAUCUGGAUUUAAAUGCAUCCUUUCACAUUCAUACAUAUUGGGUAACAUUAGAAGAAAAAAAAGAAGGGAAUUUUAUGGUUUUAAGGGGAAAGCCCUGAGAAUUUAAGUUAUGGAAAUCCAGCUCAUUCAAACUCAUUCCAUGUUUAUAGAUCCAAGCAGGCAAACACACACUUCUCUCACUACAAAGGUCAUGUGAUCUGUUUUUUGUGUUCACUUCUGUGUUAUUUACGUUCAACUUAAGAAUUGCGUUUUCAAAUUUUUGUAUCCUUUAUUAGAAAGAUGUCAUAUUGUGAUAAGAAUUUGUGCUAGAUAUGGUAUCUUAUGUGCAAUAUUAAACAUGUUUAAGUCCCUUCUUUUGUUAAAAAUAUAUUAAUAUUUUCUUAAUUCAUUGGAAUUUUUUUUUAAGACUUUCAUUCUUUAGAAGAGCUUUUAUGAAGGACAGUAUACUCACUUUGUGAGAUCCUCAGUGCACACAUUUCAAAGUGCAGUGUGAAAAAUCAAUUUAAUUGAAAAACUUUCAUUGAACAUCAAUGAGUGUUCUAAAGACUUUUUAUUAAGUACUCCACGGAGAGGAUGUCUGUUUAAAAGAUUUUGCAUAAUCUUCUGUCAGUUUUAAAGUCCCAGAUGUACAUGUAUAAAAAUUAUGUCAGCUUUGUCCUACAUGUACCUUAAUUACAGCCAGCCAAUCAAAGUCAGAAUGUAAGAGAUUUUUGAUAAUGGAACAAAACAAAUUUUAUGAUCUGUCAGAAACGUGAUAGAUUGUGCAUCUAUGUUUGUUAGUUUAAGUACAUUUGUAAUAAUAUUACUUAUUUGAAAUUUAAUUUGAUGUUUUUUAAUGCCUGUUAAGAGGAACCUUCUAUGAUAGAAUAAAUAAAAAAAGCAUUCAUUUUUAGGUCACUCAAGUGACCUGUUGCAUUGGUCUUUGUCAGUGUGUGUUUUGUGGCAUAUGUGAACAAUUUAACAUUUUUAACUUCUUGAAAACUUCAAAACCAAUUGUUUACAUUUUCUGUUAGAAGCAUCUCAAGGAGAAAAGGAAUCUAACUUGUGAAAAUUAUGACUUUACCUUCCACAGAGCCUCAUGGACAGGGCCAAAUAUGCUAAAAUGCAAUCAAUAUUCCAAAGUUAUCUCCUCUACUCCCACUCAUUUUGGGAAAAAAACUAAAUGCAUGGUUAUAAAGUCCAUGAAGCCCUCUGCCACAAGUGUAAAAAAAAUCAUGACCCCUGGGUUAGGGGAUCAGGCCCUAGGGUGGGGCCAAUGUGGUCAAAUAGUGAAAUUGCAUUAAAUCUUUGAAAUUCUUUUUUUAUCUACUCCCUUAUAUUACAUGCAUGGCUAUGAAUUCCUCCACCAAAAUUGUGAAAUUCAUGGCCUAUGGAUCAGGGGUUCAGGCCCUAGGGUGGUACCAAUAUGACUUUCAUUUAUAGUAAAUUUUAAAAUGAAAAUAUUGUAUAAUAUUUUAUGUACUUUCAAAGUUAAGUGAGAUAAACAUAAUGCAUUGUUACUAUGCACAUUAUGUCGUCUUCUUUAAUUGUAAAAUUCACAACCCAUGGAGAAAGGGUUGAGGUUUUUUAUUUGGGGGAAUUGGAGUGAUUAUGGUCAUUUAGUGAACAUUUAUUUAUUUUUAGGUCAUUUGAGUCUAUUUGACAACCUAUUGUCACCUGUCAUGUGUUGUCCAUUUACAAUUUCACAUUUUAAACUUCAUCUUGAAAGCUUUUCCUGUGCAUUAUAUGCCUGUAGCAAUACACUGUAUACAUGUUGUGUGCAUUAUGUAUGAAACAGUGAAUAUUACAAAAGAUUGGCCUGCAAGUCUAUUUUUACCAAAAGUUUACAAUUUUCCUCCCUGAAGCUAGGGUAUAAAUAAAUAAUCCAAGAACCCCCCCCCCCCCCAAUUGGGAGUAAGAGUCAGAGAAAGUGUAGUAUAAGAUCAGGGGUUUGAAUCCAAAUUGAAGCUUAAAAUGCAAUCAUGGGACUCCCUGACAGGUCCAUCUGGGGGUUGCGUUACACAGCUGACUGCCCAGGCCCGUGGGCCCCUUGUUUUAGUUCUCCUCCAAAUACUUGUGCACUUUUUAUUUUUAUGGCAUAAUAACACUUGGUACAUGUAGAUGAACCAACGCCCUUCUGAAUUGAUUAAAGAGGAAAAGUUUACCUCAUCUCUUUUCUACAGAGCUUUAGUUCAACAGCUGAGUUAAAUAUCACUGAUUUGUAAAUUUUUACAUCAUUUUAUUUCCAUAUUAUGACAAAUGUAGUUCUUGUGAGCAGUGACAUAAAUAAAUCUAAAGGGUGAUUAUUUAGGUCUCUUCUCUGAGAUUUCAUUUUGAAUCCAUCAGAGUGCAAUGUAGUUGUUUAUAUCACAUUUCAAAUUAUAUACCAUGUUACCAAGGUAUAUACAUGUAUUAAAUUGCAUUAAAUGUUUACUAUAUUGAACCACAUGAUUUUUAUUUAUAAGCACAUUAAACACUUCUUAAUUUG
Molecule: messenger RNA, 6983 nt
Organism: Magallana angulata
Lineage: Eukaryota; Metazoa; Mollusca; Bivalvia; Ostreida; Ostreidae
Product: non-lysosomal glucosylceramidase-like
Exons: 32
Coding region: 40-4485 (1481 amino acids)
Biological process (GO): carbohydrate metabolic process
Molecular function (GO): beta-glucosidase activity
Source: RefSeq, a predicted model, not a curated record